UCAUCCAGGAAGACAAAGCGAGGGCAGAACAGAGGUAUCUAAUAAGAGAGAGGUCCAUCAGGGGGGCUAUACAGGAGGAGAGGGAGAAGUUGGAUGAGAGGCUUUACUGCAGGGAGAGAGAGAUCCGGGGUGCCAUUCAGGAACGAGAGAGGGCUCAGUGGAGGUCCCCAAGAAGAGAUGACGAACAGCAGGCCGAAGUCCCAGUAGUGAGGGGGAGGGCCGAAACCAGUCACCCGUCGGGGCAGAGGAGCCAAAGUGAGGACGUCUCGGUAGUGAGGGAGAGAGAACCGAGAUACCCGCAAAGAGACAGGGGGCUGAGCAGCUUAGGCCGGGAAGACUGGUAUUCAGACAGGCCAAGAGAAAUCAGGUUCGUCCCGGACGAGAGGGAACGCCUCGGGGGGAGACUUUCCAGGGCCAGGGAGAGGGUGCUGAGGAGCGCCGUUCAGUGCGAGAGAGAGAGCCCCGAGGAGAGGUUUUCCAGGGCCAGGGAGAGGUUACUGAGGAGCGCCAUUCAGGGCGAGAGAGAGAGCCCCGAGGAGAGGUUUUCCAGGGCCAGAGAGAGGGUGCUGAGGAGCGCCGUCCCGAACGAGAGGGAGAGCCCCGAGGAGAGGUUCUGCCGGGCCAGGGAGAGGGUACUGAGAAGUGCCAGCCAGAACGAGAGGGAGCUCCCCGGGGAGAGGCUUUGCAGAGCCAGGGAGAGAGUGCUAAGGAGCGCCGUCCAGGGUGAGAGGGAGAGCCUCGAGGAGAGGCUCCCUGUUAGAGAUCGGGAACUCAGGGACUUACUCCACGAAGGAGGAGGGCCAGACGAGAGCCUGACCAGGGCCAGACUACGGGUGCUGAGGAGUGCCUACCAGGACGAGAGGGAGCUCCCCGGGGGGAGGCUCUGCAGGGCCAGGGAGAAAGUGCUGAAGAACUUGGAGCAGGACGAGAGGGAGCAAGCUGGCAGCAGGCGAUUAAGGAGGGCUAGGGAGAGAAAUGUCAGAGAGAGCUGCCAGACAGGGAAAGAACGCAUCGAAAGGCAGCUGUUCAAAGAUGUCGACCUGAGAGAGAGGGCUGAGAGGAAGGGAGUCAGGAGGGAGAGAGAGCCGAAGGGGGCCAUCCAGAGGGACGCUGACAGAGCCGAGAGGAAAGGAGUCAGAAGAGACAGGGAAGGGGUUAGGGACAGGAAAAGAACGAGUGAGAGUCCCUUGACUGGGGCUAGAGAGACGGAGAGGGGCGCCCAUCCCGCAAGUCACUCCAAUAGGCAAGUAACUAAGCCCGAGCAAGAGAGCAGGACCUUCCAGCAAAGGAGAGAGAGGACUCGCAGAGGCCUACAGAGAGAAAGAGAGAGCCCUGGUUUUCUGGGAGAGACACGGAGUCUUCGGAAGGAUCUUCAGGGAGGGUGUGAGCUCUCUGAGGCAGCCCAUGACAGAUUGUGUUUGAAGAAUUCGUUUAGGGAGACAGGGAGUCCAAACUAAGGAGUACUAGAUUUGGGAGCAGAGAACCUAGAGGGGGAAAACUAAGGGGUGGGAUAGGUAUCACCCUGAAGAAAAAGAGCUGAGAGUAGAUUGUGCUGGGGGAGGAGGGAAGGAGAAAUCCAAAAAUUUAGGGGAGACAAUUCCUGAGAGAAAGUGAUCAGAGAACCCUUGGGGAAAAUCUUCCUCCGGGGAAGUAAAGGCUUUAAGAAAACUGGAGAUGAGGAAACUUGAGAGGAAAAAAUUUUAAAGAUAAAGGAAAAGUAUAGAAGAGAAAUCUGAGGGGGGGAAGAUAAUUAUUGAGACAAGUUAACAAGGAAAGCUUCCAUUAAGAUAGGAGAAAGGGAAAAAACAGCUAAGAUAAAAGGUACUGAUAAUCCAGCAGCUCAUUUUUCCCCACACACACACUAUUCCCUGAGCAAUUUAAGGGAAAAAAAACUUGACCCCUUCCCUGGCUCCUUCUACAGGGGAGGGGGGGUGGGGGGGAAGCUACGUCUUUCCCUCAGUCUGAGCAAAAGGUCUAAUUUCCUGCUUAGCCCUAAGACUUCUUACUUCAGUCUUCCAAUUUGGGGUUCCUGGACUGGACAGGGCACAAGCCCUGCUUCCUUUUUCAAAACACUCUCCUAAUCCUCUCUUGAGUCAUCAUGUCUACCAGCAAUUAUAGCUUCAAGAAUCGGUGUGUGUCUAUCCUGUGCUGCAAAUUCUGUAAGCAAGUGCUCAGCUCUAGGGGGAUGAAGGCUGUCUUGCUGGCAGACACUGAAAUAGACCUUUAUUCUACAGAUAUUCCUCCAACCAAUGCAGUGGACUUCAUUGGAACCUGUUAUUUUACUGAAAUCUGCCAAUGCAAACUGAAGGACAUCGCCUGUUUAAAAUGUGGGAACAUUGUAGGUUAUCAUGUGAUCGUUCCAUGCAAACCCUGCCUUCUUUCCUGCAACAACGGGCAUUUCUGGAUGUUUCAUAGUCAGGCAGUUUUUGGUAUCAACCGGUUAGACUCCACUGGUGUAAAUCUGCUACUUUGGGGCAACUUGCCAGAGGCAGAAGAAAGUACAGAUGAAGACAUGUUAGACAUUUCCGAGGAGGAAUGUAUUAGAUGAACGGAAACAGUGAUGUGUAUAUUGUAUUAAGACUCUUUUUCCUAUUUUAAAAAAAAUCCAAAUAUAUUAAUGAAUGAACUUUAAAACUGCAAAUAAACAAACCAAAGGAUUUAUUGGAAGUUUUUUCAGAAUGCAAAGAUUAUAUAUGUAUUGAUUUGCUCAACAGCUGCCUUAGUUUGGUUUGUUUCUUUAUAACUAUAGUUCAUUUGGACUUUUUCAUUCUGGUACAUUGUUAACUUUUCAGAAGGAGAAGAUUCUCAAUUUCUUUC
Antechinus flavipes (yellow-footed antechinus) is the source of this 2817-nucleotide messenger RNA. It is a transcript of the gene RUMY1, whose product is annotated as family with sequence similarity 72 member A. NCBI's taxonomy places the organism in Eukaryota, Metazoa, Chordata, Mammalia, Dasyuromorphia, Dasyuridae. Gene Ontology annotation, cellular component: cytosol. Bases 2099 to 2548 code for a protein of 149 amino acids. The transcript is spliced from 4 exons. The record is from RefSeq and is a predicted model, not a curated record.